This is a messenger RNA of Ipomoea triloba (trilobed morning glory), 2649 nucleotides long. Its product is annotated as protein transport protein Sec24-like At3g07100. Bases 62 to 2290 code for a protein of 742 amino acids. The record is from RefSeq and is a predicted model, not a curated record. NCBI's taxonomy places the organism in Eukaryota, Viridiplantae, Streptophyta, Magnoliopsida, Solanales, Convolvulaceae. Gene Ontology annotation, molecular function: zinc ion binding; SNARE binding. The transcript has 14 exons. Gene Ontology annotation, cellular component: endoplasmic reticulum exit site; COPII vesicle coat. Gene Ontology annotation, biological process: COPII-coated vesicle cargo loading; endoplasmic reticulum to Golgi vesicle-mediated transport; intracellular protein transport.
UUUUCUGAAGUAAAUCUCUAAAAAACCCCAAAAUUUGAUUAUCAUUUCUAUCACCUGCGCAAUGGCGGUGCGUGCAAGUGUGAAUCGAUUCCCCGGCGACCCCGACGCCCUGGAGGUGGCGGGGCUGCCGUGGGGGGUGACGUUGACGCCGUUCGCCACCAAGGACGAGAACGGCAAUCCGCCGGUGUACGGAUCGGACGGCCACCUCUUGCCGCGGUGCGAGAACUGCUGGGCAUACUACAACACCUACUGCGAGCAGGAGCAGUGGGCGUGGACCUGCGCUCUCUGUGGGACCCUCAAUGGCCUCCCUUCACAGGCCAUCGCUCGCUACUCCCUCCCGGAUUCCUGCCCCGAGAACAUCUCCUCCUUCAUUGACCUUGAAUUGCCCUUGGAAGGAUCUGAGGAAAUGCAGGCGCGCCCGGUGUAUGUGGCGGCUGUUGAUCUUGCUUCCUCGGAGGAAUUUUUGGAACUUAUCAAAAGUGCUCUUCUGGCUGCUUUGGAAGGUCUUGGGCCUGGGUCACUAUUUGGCCUUGCUACCUUCAGCCAUAAAAUUGGUUUAUAUGAUGUUCAAGGACCAAUUCCAGUAGUGAAGAAUGUGUUUAUUCCCCCGGAAUCUGAGGGUACCUUGCCAAUGGAACUUGCGGAUGUCAUGCCCUUAUCUUCAUUUCUAGCUCCUGUGGAUACAUUCAAAGACCGCAUUGCAUCUGCACUUGAGACAUUGAGGCCAACAACUUCAUGGGAAAGAACCUCAGCUGCAGGCCAAGCAUUAGAUGGAGUUUUGCUGGGGGGGAGAGGCUUUGGAUCAGCAAUGGAAGCCCUCUUUAAUUACCUUGGAUCUGAAUAUGGAAACACAUUUGCAUUAGCUAGAGUUUUUGCCUUUAUAUCUGGUCCUCCUGAUUUUGGAGCUGGCCAACUAGACACAAGACGCUAUGGUGAACAAUAUGCUAGCAAAGGAGAGGAUGCAGAUCGCGCGUUACUUCCUGAGCAGACACCAUUUUAUAAAGAUCUGGCUGCCGUUGCUGUUCAAUCUGGUGUUUCAGUGGACAUAUUUGCAGUGACAAAUGAAUAUACUGAUUUAGCGUCAUUGAAGUUUCUAAGUAUUGAGAGUGGGGGAUCUUUGGCUUUGUAUACAAGCACAGAUGAUUCAACACUUCCUCAAGACAUAUAUCGCAUGUUAAGUCGACCAUAUGCUUUUAAUUGUGUCCUACGGUUGAGGACAUCUUCUGAAUACAAGCCUGGUCAUUCUUAUGGGCAUUUCUUUCCAGAUCCACAGUAUGAAAAUGUUCAACAUAUAAUAUGCUGUGAUUCUUUUGCCACAUACGCCUAUGACUUUGAGUUUGCGAAUAAUGUUGGGUUUUCCAGGCAUACUGCAGAACUUCCUAUGCUCCAAAUUGCAUUUCAGUAUACGGUUGUAGUGCCUCCUGGAGAACUUGCAAAUUCAGAAUCAAGUCCUACAAGUAGAAAGAAGCAUUCCCUGAAGAGGAGACUAAGGAUAAGAACUAUGCAGUUUGGAGUUGCUCAUUCCAUUAAUGAGAUGUAUGAUACUGUUGAUCCUGAAGUGGUGCUUUCUUUACUUGUUCACAAGGUCAUAUUAUCCUCAUUGGAGCAAGGCAUACGAGAAGGCAGGAUGCUACUUCAUGAUUGGCUAGUAAUUCUUACAGCUCAGUACAAUGAAUGUUGCAAACUAUCAGAGUCUGCACGUGGGAGUUCAAACACUAUUCAUUUUGAUGUCGCAUUCUCCCAAUGCCCACAGUUGCAGUAUAUGCCUCGCUUAGUUUUUGCUCUAUUACGAAACCCUCUUCUCCGCUUACAUGAAGAAGGUGUACAUCCAGACUUCAGAAUAUACCUCCAGUGUCUGUUCAGUGCACUAGAACCUUCUUCUCUUCACCUUGCUAUAUAUCCAAUGCUAACUUCAUAUGCAUCACCGGACAAACAAGCUUAUCCCCGCCAUUCCUUGAGCCGUGCUGCAUUGAUAACAAGUGGCAGUCCGAUAUUUUUCCUUGAUGCAUUCACAAUUCUCAUCGUGUUCUAUUCGUCUACAACUGACCCUUCACUUCCCUUUCCUCCACCCCAGGACUGUUUGUUGAGAACAACUAUAAACAAGCUGAAGCAAGAGCGAUGCAUCUCCCCGAAACUGAUAUUUAUCCGAGCAGGGCAGGAUGAUGCAACGCCAUUCGAGAAUUUUCUGAUAGAGGAACAAGACGUAGAAGGGAAUGGGUUCACAAGUAUCAUGGGCUUCGUAUCCUUCCUGGAAGAGAUCCAUCAGAGUGUGCUGGAGUACAUGAAAUAAGUUACUGCAACCAUAAUUUGUUACUAGAGGUGGAAAAAGGAAGUAGGAUUGGAUUUUCUGCAUUUGGUUGGUGAAUGGUGAGUGCAAAUUAGCUAGCUAGCUUCAGAGUUCAAACAGACCAAGCCAAGUGAACAGCAGAAUCUCUUAUAGUUAUUGAAAAUUGCAAAUUCUCUUUUCCUGCUAGUGUCCAUACUUCGACAUAGUGUUGCUUCGUGAACAUCACCAUGGGAAACUGUUUUUUGAAUAACAAAAUUUGCGUUCAAUGUAAUGCCAAAAUACCUUAUACCUAGCAGGUUUUUGUACUAUAAGCUUUUGCUUUCUUUUCCUGGAGAGUUAAUUCUAAUUUUGAUUUUUGAUUA